This is a messenger RNA of Peronospora farinosa, 2103 nucleotides long. The record is from the annotation of a GenBank genome assembly. Lineage: Eukaryota; Oomycota; Peronosporomycetes; Peronosporales; Peronosporaceae.
AUGAAGGUCUCUACGUCCUUCUCUUUUUUCUCGGCAGCGGCUAUUGUAGCUGCUGUCAAUGCCAAAAGCUUUAGCAAAGUGGAACAAGCCAUUUUGAUUGAUCGUCACAAUUUUUUUCGUAGUACAGCCUUACCAUCGGCAGCCGCCAACAUGUGCCGCAUCAAUUGGGAUGGCGACUUGGCAACGAAAGCUUCUUCCACAGCGUCCAAGUGUUCGGCUACUACAGAAAGAGGUAUAAAUAUUCAUCAGUCAUCGUCCACCAACUCUCCGUCAAUUAUUGAUGAAGCAAUUCAGGAGUGGGUGGUUGAAACUGCAAUGGCAACGAUUAAGAAGAUGUCACAACCAGGUUCCACGGGUCAUCAUGUCGGUGUAGGGAUUUACAACUCGUACUCUCAAGUAGUUUGGGCAUCAACGACCAGUGUCGGUUGUGCAACGGCGAGUUGUUCAGGUGGAGAUAUAGUCGUGUGUGUCUACUCGCCACCAGGAAAUGAUGGAAAGUCUGCAUGGUACAAGCAUGGAGUUCAAGGGUCCGAAUGCCCCGAUGGAAUGGAAGCAGAACAUGGACUGUGCAUUACAAAAGGGGAUGAAGCCAACAAUCAGAUUGCAUCGAUUCCGGAAGGACAGUGGACAUAUCAAGUAUACCCGGCUUUUGUGGCGCAGAUGCAUACACUGCUUAUAACUUCUGCUCGAGAGCUGGCCAAUAAACCGAUAAGUGAAUCAACCGGUACGGACGCGGCGUCCCCAUCAGCGACCUCAGAAGAACAGGCCUUAUCGCCAAAGUUCUCGUCCGAGUCCUUUCCAGACAAAAGCAACUAUUCUCCAGGAGAAGUGGAGCUAAAAACUAGGACUCAUUCUACGAAUAAACUACACAAGGUGGUAACCAAGUCGGAAGAAACGGCGCUCGCUGAAACAGAAGAUAAUGAGCUUGCCGAAACAGAAGAUAAUGAGCUUGCCGAAACCGAAGAAACUGCGCUCGCCAAAAUGAAAAAUGCCAAUGAACAGGUUUCGGAACCGUCCGAAUCAUUGGUCAUUGGAAGUAUUGUUGGCAUGUACGUUUUGAUGGUGGCUACGGCGAUUGGUAUGAUGAUGUUUGUGCGUUCGAAAGGACGCCAGCAACAUGACAAUCAACUAAUUGUGGAUAAAGAACAUCACGCGGUAGAAGACAAGCAAAAUGUAGUACAGACAGAGGAGCAUCUUGCUCAAAAUAAGUCAAAAUUGGUAUUAGUAAAAGAUCAAAAGUUGGACCAAAAUAGCUACGACUGGACUAAAACGUAUGAAAAAUGGGACGGAUGGGAAGAUCCCGAAGAACUUGCAAGACAGGAACAAGACGCUCGUGAUCGCAGUGAACAUGCAACUAAAGCUCAAAUGGGCUGUAACCAUGACCAUUCGGCUGAACAAAAACUUAUGGACAUGACAACACAAGCAAAAUUAACACUUUGUAACGAGUUUCGAGUAUUGGGGAACCUCUUUUUCAAGCACGGUCAGUACCAGAGAGCUGCAUAUCAUUAUCAUAAAGCACUCGUGUACUUUGAGUACGUGUUUGCAGAUACAGAUGAAGAAGAAGCACAAGCGGAUAAUUUGAAGCUUAAAUUGCUGCUCAAUUUUGCAGCUUGUAGACUCAAGACCAUGCAUCUUGAUGAUGCUGUGCAUCACGCGAAUCAAGCACUUGAAAUUGAUCAGGAGAAUAUAAAGGCACUUUAUCGUCGUGCACAAGCUUAUAGGUUCAAGGACGAGUUUCAUCUGGCACAAGAAGACAUCGCGCGUGCAAUACAAUUGUCAAAAGCAGAGAAUAUGCUGCUAGAUUCAGUUUUGAUGCAAGAGAAGAAAUUGCUGCAGGCGAAAAUGCUCGCAUACAAGUUGCGGACAAAACAGGUAUCGAGUGCGAUGUUUGGUGACAAGAUGAAGGUGUCAGAAGGCGUUACGGAUGGAGAUGUUCCGGGGUUUCGUGAUCCUCAUGGCAGUGCAAUGACCCUCAAUUUGUCAAAGACUUCUGACCUGGCUGCAACGUCGUCACGUGAUGACUUUCAAUGUUUUAGCACGUGGAAACCUUCUACUCGAGGACUCAACGAACUGCAAACACUGAUUGCGAGGCUGGACAGCUAG